This is a messenger RNA of Mycena citricolor, 14588 nucleotides long. NCBI's taxonomy places the organism in Eukaryota, Fungi, Basidiomycota, Agaricomycetes, Agaricales, Mycenaceae. The record is from the annotation of a GenBank genome assembly.
AUGAUCGCUCUCCGGCAAAUUUUUCAAUGGUUAGCCUGGGCCUCCCAGGUCAAAUCUGAAUUCCUGUGUCUGGCAUCCCUGUCUGUUGCCUCAAACUCUCACAUCAAAAGCCUGCCCACUCUUUGGGGCAUUGAGGCAUCCACAAUGGCAUCGAUCAGUGCUAUUCAUAACACACUGGCCAUUAACCUGCGAGCGCACAUCCAUCUCUUCCUCGCCUCGCUCCCAUCUACAUCUACUUCACAACAUCACAUUGGGGUCGAGGCUGCGCUUGCAAAGGGAAACCAGGAAUUCAUCGGCUUACUCGCCGAAUGGCUUGCAGUUCAAGAGCUGACUGUACUUGUUGCGCGGGCGUUCCAGCCGUUGCUGGUCGAGAUAUGUGCGCGAUGGCUGGACGAUGGAAGGAUCGGGGACGUGUCUGAGGGAUCGCAGGGAACUCGUACUGUGGAUAGACUAGUCGCAAUCUGUGCGCUUGUGGACGUGUACGACGAACUAUUCCCGAUUCUACAUGAAUACCUUCUCAUUAAUUUCCCCCAUGGUCCGAUUUCCCCGCCUAGAAACGCACGCAGCAGCCUCCAUGCUCUCCUGAUCGCCUACUACCGGAUUUCACAAUCCAAUCGAGAAUUGCCGAGCCAUCUUGCCUGGCCGACGGAGCCGCUGUCUACUCUCAUCUAUGACGCGCAGAACGACAAUACGACGCGACUCUUGGCUCUCAGAUGUCUUGCGUUGCAGAAUGGGAUGAGCGAGGGGGAGCGGGAGGAGUUGCAGACACAGCUAUUUCCAUGGGACGUGGAUUGUCCUCUGUUAUGGGAAGGAAAGGAAGUUGACGGGUGGCUCAUGCCUGUGUUCGAGGCCCAGCGCCUCCAGGAGCUGCGGAAAUGGGAUGCAACAGAGUUCGACCAUGAUCACGAGGAGAUUCCGCUCAGCCCCCGCAUAGCUAAUGUAUCUGGCAUAUUACUGCUGCGAUCCAAUUCCAUGCCUUCACCGCCGUCUGCACUGGUCCCGACAGCCACCACUUCUACAGCCCUACGGUCGCUGGCGCUGAAUAUCAGACACCGCCAGCCCACACUACUGACAUCUCCGCCUUCGUCUGGCAAAUCUCUGCUGCUUACCCAUCUGUCCUUGCUGCUUCACACGACGCUGAUACCUAUCCAUCUCUCCGACACGUCUUUGGACGCGCGGUCGCUGCUAGGGUCGUACAUGUCAUCACCAACGCAACCGGGCACAUUUGAAUGGCGCGAUGGCGCGCUGGUCCGUGCCAUGCGACAAGGGAAAUGGAUCGUUCUCGAGGACAUCGACCGGGCGACAUCCGAGGUGCUGGGUGUGCUCAAGCCCCUCGUCGAAUCUCUCGGCGCAGGGAAAUGGAUCGGCCAGCGAGCGUCGGUGGUCGUGCCUGGUCGCGAACGAGUGGUUGCCGCGGACGGGUUCGCGCUGUUUGCGACACGUUCCGGAUCCGGGCCGGCGACCUUUUUUGGCACGCACAAGUUUGCAGAGGUGGUGCUCCCGGCGCCGAGUAUCGCCGAGCUCGAGACAAUCGUCGCUGUGCGAUUCCCACGGCUUGCAGGUGGGGUAGCGCGAGCGGUGGUGAGCAUGUGGGAUGCGGUCCGGCUGCUGGGCAGCGUCACGUCGACGCGAGAUGUCGGCGUGCGAGAGCUGGAGAAGUUCUGCGAGCGCGUGACAAGGCUGAUCCCCGCGAAUAUCGAUCUGCUCUCGGGCCUCAACCCCACGCUGCGGGAGGACAUCUUCCUCGAAGCCCGUGACGUGUUCUUCGGCUCCGGCGCACCGAAUGCAUCAGCCAAAGCGCACCUCGACGCCAUUGCGUCAGUCAUCGCGCAUCACCUCGGGCUCGAUGCGGAGCGCGCCGCGUGGGUUCUUACAGGUCGCACACCCGAGUUCGAGGUGCAGAAAGACGUAGAUGGACGCGUCGUCGGCGUCGUCGCGGGCCGGGUGCAACUGCAUGCCAAGUUGAAUGGCAAGCCCAUCGCUACUCGGCCGUUCGCAAUGCACCGGCCGGCGAUCAGCCUCCUCACACGCAUUGCCACGAGUGUCUCGCUGUCUGAGCCGUUGCUGCUCACUGGAGAAACGGGAACGGGGAAAACCAGCGUGAUUACGCACCUGGCAGCGCUGCUGCGUCGGCCGCUUAUCUCGCUGAAUCUGUCGCACCAGACAGAGGCGGCUGACCUGAUCGGGGGUUUCAAACCCAUCGAUGCGCGGAUUCCAGGUGCAGUGCUGCAGGAGCGAUGGGCGGACCUGUUCGGGGGGACAUUCAGCCGCCGGCGAAACGAGAUGUUUGAGGGUGAGGUGCGGAGAGCUGUGACGGAAGGAAGGUGGAAGAGGGCCGUUGGACUGUGGAGGGAGAGUGCCAGGAUGGCAAGAGAACGGAUUCGAGCCCAGGACUCUGAAGAUCCAGACAAGCCCAGGAAGCGUCGCAAAGUGGACAACGCCAGCUGGGCCGCGUUCGAAAACGACGUGGGCGAGUUUGAAGUGCAACAUGUGUUGGCUAAGGGCAAGUUUGCAUUUGGUUUCGUGGAGGGUCCUCUAGUGAAGGCUUUGCGAGCGGGUGAUUGGGUGCUACUCGACGAAAUCAAUCUGGCUAGCGCAGAAACUUUGGAAUGUAUCGCCACCCUCAUCCAGUCGCCGACCUCCUCGAUUACUCUGACAGAACAAGGCGCACUGGAGCCUGUCCCCCGACACCCCGACUUUCGCUUGUUUGCAUGCAUGAACCCAGCGACCGAUGUCGGCAAGAAGGACCUGCCACCGAACAUCCGUGCGCGAUUUACCGAACUGGAUGUCCCGUCGCCCGACGCCGAUCGCGAGACGCUACUGAGCAUUGUGGAGCAGUACAUCGGGGACAAGGCCGUCGCCGACAAGGCCGCGGUGAUGCACGUGGCUGAGUUCUAUGCGGCGGUCAAGUCGCUCGCAGAGACGCGCCAGAUCGCAGACGGGGCGAACCACCGACCGCACUACAGCAUGCGAACACUCGCUCGGGCGCUUGGGUUUGCCGCGGAGAUCGCUUCCCGAUACGGAUUGAGACGGGCGCUCUGGGAAGGCUGCCUGAUGGCUUUCACCAUGGUGCUCGAUGCGGAGAGUGCGAGUCAAGUCGUGACCGGCCUCGCAGUCAAGUAUCUGCUGGCGGGGGUGCGCAAUCCACGCUCCCUCCUUGCGAUGGAACCCCAAUCGCCUGCGCCUGCGGAGCAGUUCGUCAAGUUUGGCCCGUUCUACCUGGAGCGCGGACCGUUCGAAAUCGAUCUCGCGGAGGACUACAUCACCACGCCGUCCGUUGAGAAGAAACUGAUCGAUCUCGCGCGGAUCAUCCUCACGCGCCGCUUUCCCGUGUUGAUCGAGGGACCGACGUCGGCGGGCAAAACGAGUUCCAUCGAGUUCCUCGCGCGGCGGACAGGGCAUCGUUUCGUCCGCAUCAACAAUCACGAGCAUACAGACAUCCAGGAGUACCUCGGCUCGUAUGUAUCUGAUCCAGCGACCGGCAAGCUGCAGUUCCAGGACGGCUUGCUAGUUCGAGCGCUUCGAAACGGCGACUGGAUCGUGCUGGACGAGCUGAACCUGGCGCCAACCGAUGUGCUAGAAGCACUCAACCGUCUGCUGGACGAUAAUCGGGAGCUGGUUGUGCCGGAGACGGGGGAAGUCGUGAAGCCACACCCACACUUCAUGCUGUUCGCAACACAGAAUCCGCCAGGCCUGUACGCCGGCCGCAAAGUGCUCUCUCGGGCGUUCCGGAAUCGGUUCUUGGAGGUCCAUUUCUCGGAUGUGCCGCAAGGGGAAUUGGAAACGAUCCUGACCGCCAGGAGCCGCAUCGCGCCGUCCUACGCGCGGAAGAUCGUGGCUGUGUUUCGAGAGCUGCAGGCGCGGCGACAGGCGGGUCGGGUGUUUGAGACCAAGGCAGGAUUUGCGACGUUGCGUGAUCUGUUCCGGUGGGCGGGCCGGGACGCCAUCGGCUACGACCAGCUGGCAGAGAACGGGUACAUGUUGUUGGCGGAACGGGCGAGGAGGGAGGACGAUCGGAGGGUCGUGCGAGAGGUGAUCGAGAGUGUGAUGGGGGUCAAGAUUGACGAGGAGCGGAUGUAUGCGCAUAGGGAGGCGGAGUACUUGGGCGUCGGGGUACCCGAUGACCUGGGCGGGGUGAUAUGGACUCGCGCAAUGCAGCGACUUUUUGUCCUCGUUUCUCGCGCGUUGCGGUUCAACGAACCGGUGCUACUUGUUGGGGAGACGGGUGCUGGCAAGACGAGCGUCGCGCAGAUCUUCGCUCAGGCGUGCGGCCGGCAACUUGUCGGGGUCAAUUGCCACCAAGGCACCGAGACGGCCGACCUCAUCGGUGGACAGCGGCCGGUGAGAAACCGCGCCGGACGCGAGGCCGAAGCCAUCAAGAUUGGCGUGGAAGCCUUGGCUGCCAUUGGCGUAGUGUUGCCGGCAGACAGCGACUUAGACACCGUGCUUGCCAAACUACCCGCGACGAGCGACGCACGACGCGCUUGUAUGGGCGCUCGUGCAAUCUUCGAAUGGUACGACGGACCGCUGGUCAAUGCAAUGAAGACUGGGGACGUGUUUCUCCUGGAUGAGAUCUCGCUCGCGGACGACUCGGUGCUCGAACGACUGAACUCCGUGCUCGAGACGGGGCGCACGAUUGUCCUUGCCGAACGCGGUGGCGACGCUGGUGACGGUGAUGGGCUGAGCGUCACCGCGGAUCCCGCUUUCAAGCUCAUUGCGACGAUGAAUCCCGGCGGCGACUACGGCAAGAAGGAGCUCUCACCCGCACUCAGAAAUCGUUUUACAGAAAUCUGGGUCCCAGCUGUCGAUCAGCGCGUCGAUCUGGAGAUGAUCGUCGACAGAGGCUGGAAAGCAGAUGAGUUGAGGGCUUGGACUGCCCCGCUGCUGGAUUGGGGAGAGUGGUUUGGUCAAAAAGUGGGUGGCCAGGGUGUCGUCAGUCUGCGGGAUAUUCUGGGUUGGGUGACCUUCUCAAACUCCGUAUACGGUCAAAUGUCUUGUGUAGAGAUCUUCCACCACGCCGCGCACAUGACCUUCCUUGACGGUCUUGGCUCAUUCCCUCAGCUCUCAUCUUACUCGCGAAGCGCGCUGCAACAGCUGAGGGCAGAUGCAGAGGCGCAUCUCCACAUGAUCGCCCCACUAUCUUCUUCCAUCGCAUCACAACGAUCACACACAGAUCUGUCCUCAGUAUGGCUCGGUUCGUUUGCCGUUCCUCGCGGACCACUCGAGAUCGUCGCCGCAAGCUUCAAUCUCAGCGCCCCGACUGCGUUGUCCAACGCACAGAGAGUUGUCAGGGCGUGUCAGCUGCCCAAACCUAUCCUACUCGAAGGCAGCCCUGGCGUUGGGAAAACUAGCCUGAUCACAGCGCUCGCUGCACUGACCGGCCACAAACUUUGCCGCAUCAACCUCUCGGACCAGACGGAUCUCAUCGAUCUGUUCGGUUCGGAUCUUCCCGUGGAUGGUGGCUUCGCAUGGAAAGACGGAGAGUUUCUGCGUGCAUUGAAAGAGGGCUGGUGGGUGUUACUGGAUGAGAUGAAUCUCGCGCCACAGGCUGUGCUGGAGGGCUUGAACGCUGUUUUGGAUCACCGAGGGAGUGUGUACAUCCCCGAGUUAGGGCGAACGUUUGAGAAACACCCGAGUUUCCGGAUCUUCGGCGCCCAGAAUCCACUUAGCCAGGGUGGUGGACGGAAAGGUCUGCCCAAGUCGUUCGUGAACCGGUUCACAAAGGUCUACGUCGAAGAAUUGAGUGCUGCGGAUCUUCUGCUCGUUUGCAAGGGUUUGUUUCCUGCACUGGGUGGAUCUGUUUUGGAGAAGAUGAUCACGUUCAACACGGCAUUGAACGAAGAGGUGUCGGUGAAGAGGAGCUUUGGCCGAGCCGGCAGUCCCUGGGAAUUCAAUCUCCGCGAUGUGCUGCGAUGGGCUACGCUCGUGUCUGCUUCAAUUCAAGGCAGACCACAGGACCUCUUGAGGAACGUGUACCUGGACCGUUUCCGGGACGUGGAGGACCGCAGAAAAGCUGCAGCGCUCUUCGAGUCUGUCUUCCUCGAAGAAGCAACGACUGCCGCGCCCAAGUGGGCCGUCACGCCCAUCUAUGUGCAGAUCGGCAACUUCCAAACGUCGCGUCACGCGGGAUCCACAGCACUGUCUCGCCCUCCACGAAUCCUGCCCAGCCAUCUGCCCGCGCUCGAAUCUCUGGGUCUUUGUGUGUCGCAGAACUGGCUCGCGAUUCUGACCGGGCCGAAGAAUGCCGGGAAGUCAUCCGUGGUCCACCUUCUGGCCGAUCUGUGUGGUGCGCCGCUGCAGACUGUAGCGCUGCACAGCGCAACCGACACCGGUGACCUCCUGGGAUCGUUCGAGCAGCUCUCCGGGGGCGGGUUUGCGUGGAUUGCAGGGCCGCUGGUAGAGGCGAUGGAGCGUGGGACAUGGCUUCUCCUCGACGACGCAAAUCAGUGCCCGCCGUCCGUCCUGGACCGGCUCAACUCGCUCUGCGAGCCGGGCGGCGUGCUCACCCUGAGCGAACGUGGGUUCGUCGACGGCGCUGUGCCCGUGAUCCGCCCCCAUCCGGGCUUCCGACUGUUCAUGGCGCUUGAUCCCGCGAACGGCGAGCUGUCGAGGGCCAUGCGGAACCGAGGUGUGGAGGUUGCGCUGGGUCCACUGCUCUUGGCGCACGCGACAGGCAGAGAGAUCGACCAUGAUUCCGCUGGGUCCGCUGUGCUCAAUCUUACCGGGGUGCGAUCCCCCAUCAGUGUCCCCGCCCAACAGCAUCUCGUUGCGCAUGCUGUGGCGGCAGUCUAUGCUCGGUACUUUCAGCGGCUCAUGCAGACCAUUCCCGAGCUGCGUGUGGCGGGGAGGAUGAGGGAAGCCCGUUGGACAGCCUAUGCCUCGAGAUGGGGUGUCCCGGUCGAAUUCGUCGCUGCUCAGCCCACCGUUUUCUACCUGACUUCUCUGGACGAAUCAACACUUGUGUUUCUGCGCGCGAUCGACCUGGACAUAGCCAGUGCUCUGUUUGUUCAAACCUCUGCGCAGCCCAACUAUCAGAUAUCCCUCAAAUCAACAUCCAAAACGGAAUUCUCGGUAGUGAUGCGUGCAAUCGAAGCUGUGAUCUCCGCAGUGCUGGGUUUAUUUGCGGACGGUGCAGAUCUUGCCGCUGUCUCGAAGACACAGAUAGAACGUAUCCUCUCAGUGCUGCGGUUCGUCAGCUCGCUCCAGUCCCAGUCCCGAUCGCACACUGUCCAGAACAAGUACUUCGACUAUUCUGCGGUGCAGGUCGUGUCGGGGUGGCUCGUUGACGUGCUUUCCGAGAACGGCGAGGAAGAUGACGGGCUGCUGUUGGUGCGCACGCACGCCCACGCUCUGCGGAGUGCGGUGGCGCUCUCGACUGGCUUGGGGAUCAGCCAAAUUUGGAGCCGAUUCCAGGGUGUGCUUUUGCCAGUUGGUGCAAAUACAGCGAUGCUUCAGGAACUACAGCAAGCUGCGGGACGGACCGACAAUGACGGCAAGUCAUUUUCUAGCCUAUGCGCAGGCAAGCAUUCGACCUGCUGUGUCUCGCAGACCUGCGUGCAACGGCUGACGAGCAGGACGAAUUCGGGCGACUGGUCGCGGAUCUGGCACUGGUUCGUUUGUGCUCCUUGCACUUCCUUCAUCGAUAUUGAUGUACCGCAGAGAUGCAAAGCGGUGGCUAUCCCAAUUGGCACUGCGUCCAUGGAAGUCUCUGAAAACGAGCAACGGGACGAGGAGAAGAGACACGCGACGACCAUAAUCGCACAGUUGGGGAUUCUCGCUUGCAUUACUAUGAGAGAGAUUUCUUUAACGGCAAGUGCCUGCGGUUCGCCUAUCUCACGUGAACUGACCACAUUGCAGACCCUGGCCAGCCGGAUCGAGCGGCUCAUUGGUGUCGAGCUCGGUCGCGGAAUCGAGAACUGGGCGGGGAGAAUGAAGCGGCUGGUCGGGUAUCGACAUGCCCUGUGGACUGCACAAGCUGAACAGGACAUGUUACCUGUGAUACUCAAAAUGCAGCUCAAUUGGUUGGAGGAUGUGUGGCUGGCUGGAGACACGGAGAUGGAUUUGCACGGGCCAGAUCUACUGUUUCGUCCAACGCAAUUACGCGCAACACUUGCUGCUUGCGACCUUCGCCAAGGCACUCUCGAUACCUAUGCGACAUUCCAGCAAGCACUGAGCACGCAGAUUGGGCUGGCGCUUAUACAAGCCGAAGCUAGCGGUGAUCCACCGAGAACAAAUCAGCUGGGACGGGUCUUGGUGCAGUCGAUUAGUUUGCUCACGGCGUGCUUCGGUUUCCACCUCGAGGGGACUGUGGUCAACACGCUGGAGCAGCAAUGCUCCUCACUCCCACUGGCAUUCAAAUCAUACCUUCUCCCCGCCGUCCAGAAUCUCCAUUCAUCCUCGUCGCCUGACCAUCGCACUCUUGGCCUGACAUUCAUCGCACUGUCACGCACCUUGCUCGAUCUGUUCGUUCCCUCGACCCCGAUCGACCCGGCUGCUAUCGAACGGUUCGGAGACCAAUUCCGGGCCGACCAACGGGCCGUGCUGGUCGAGCAGAGACAGAGCAUGGCCGAGUUCGGGUCCCGGCUAUAUGGCACAACUGAUGGCAACGCUGUGGUCGAGGAUCUGGAUGCGCAGAUUGGCAAGCUGAGUGACCUCGCCGUAUCAGAAAGCGGAAGAGCUCCGGGACGCGAUGACGUGUCGCGGCUGCAUAUGUUUUGGUCUGAAGUCGCCCAGUUCCAAGCACACGUGAUCGCGCCAUCCAAGAUCACUGGCAUGCUCGAAUCGGACGUCAACCUAGCCCACCGGGCGCAGACUCUGCAGCGCUCGAUUGCGGGCUUCACUCAGCGUCUGGAGAGCGCGUAUCCCGAGUUCGUCGAUCUCUGGCUCCCUGUAAAACUUGGUGUCGCGUAUCUCCGGCUGGGUGUGGCGCUCUGCUGUGUCUCCCACACAGCCAAAAUACCUGCACUCGAGCCCCUCGUGACGUUCCCUGCGUUGGACUCGGCCGCCCGCGUUCUGGCCGCCAACCAAGGCGGGAUCGACGGGAUAUUGAUGCGUCUCGCAGCAUUGGCCGAGACCAGUGGCAGUGACGACCGCUUCGAGCAGAUCCAGAUGGCCUACCACCAAGCAAGCGCGCUGUGGCGCAUUGACCGAGCACGUGAGAGCGACGCUGCUGCACGUGCAGGGUCGCUGUAUCGUGGAGGAUAUGAAGACGAAGGAGACGCCGAGCGCGAGGAGCGCGAGUUUUUGGAGAUGUUCCCAACGUUUUCAGACCCACUCUCUGAAGACACGAAGGAGACGAAUGGGACUGCGACCGCGACUUCAGCGAGACCGGUUGUAGGACCAGAAGAAAUGGAGAGGCUUGUGGCCUUGCAUCAUUCGCUCUUCGGUGAUGGGGCUGCUUUGGGACUCUUCCAAACGAUGCAGCGAGCAACAGUGCACCGAGCAGUGAAUGCUGAUUUUGCCAAUCUGUCCGACCAACUGGAUGGGACCAGUCUUAUCAUGCAGAUGACCCUAUUAAAUGACGCCUCUUCAUUUUCAUCGCCAGGCGACGAUUACAACUUCUACAAGUCUCCCAAUCCCUCCGAAGCCCGUAAAUCCGCCCAGGUCGUCUCUUCUCUUCGUACGCGACUCGCCACACUGAUCGGUGAAUGGCCGGAUCAGAUGGUGCUACAGCACUUGCAUACCCGGUGCACGGCAGUCCUGGCGCUGCCGCUCUCAUCUCCCCUCGCGCACAUUUUAUCUGCGCUCGAGCAGCUACUGCUUGAAACCGCCGAUUGGGAGAUCUACGCCAACCGGGAGAACACCCUCAAGGCUCAUCAGGCGGAGUUCACCGGACUCAUCGUCGAGUGGCGCCGACUUGAGCUGGGGUGUUGGCGCGUGCUGCUGGACGUCCAAGCCAAAGAAUUCGGAGCAGGUGGCGUGAGAGAAUGGUGGUUCCGUCUCUUCGAGGCCGUGGGCCAGUCCGAUGGUGAUGUGGAGACUCUGGUCCCUUUACUGGACGAGUUCAUCCGCACGAGUCCAGUGGGGCAGUUCGAGGCCCGGAUGGAGCUAUUACGGACAUUUGCAGUGUUCACGGCCGCUUCCCCCUCAUCGUCGACGCGCAUCUCGCGUAUCUUGGCUACGACACACGCGCAUUUCAGCCUCUUUGCACCCCGCGUCGCGGCGGCUCUGGCCGGAGAGCGGGCAAAGCUGGAGGCCGACCUCCGUGGGUACGUCAAGCUUGCGAGCUGGAAGGAUGUGAAUGUGCACGCGCUCAAGGCCAGCGCGCAACGCACGCACCACGCGCUUUACAAGCUCGUCCGCCGCUUCCGUGACGUCCUGCGCGGACCGGUGGCUGCAAUGCUGGGUGUCAAGGGCGCACUGGGGGAUUUGAGCAAGGAUGAAGAAGGGGGUAAGGAUGACAUCAUGGAGGAGAGCGAAGCGAACGAAGAAGCCCCACCGACUUUCCCUGUCCUCGACACAUCAAACCAAACACCGGGACACCUUAGGAACCUCGCGCCGACCUUCAGCAAAUUCCGCACUCUGCUCCAGACGCGUGUGGCGCCUGCGAUCUCGGCGCACUCGGCCGCCCUCGCGGACGGGCUGGCAGUGGACAUCAUCCGCACCGCGCAGCAUCUGUCGUCGAUCGCCCUGCCACAGGACAAGGAGAAACGCAUCAAGGCAAGCAAGGCGCUGACGACGCGCAAGCGCAAAGCAUACGCGGAUCUGCUGCGGGAGCUGCGCAUCGCGGGCUUUGGCGUCGUGCGCGCGGAUGUCCUGGACCGGAUCCGCUCGGGCGCGUGGGUACGCGAGCAGUCGGGGGUGGCGUCCGAUGAGCGUAUGGAGAAGUACUUCUCCCGUCUGCUUGCAGCUUUGCCGGCGCUGCGCGCGUCGGUAGCGGGGCAUCACCCUGAUUUGGUCACGCGCGAUCUGCAGCGGGGAGUGACGUUUGUAGAGUCGGUCUUUGCGAUGGGCAUGGAUGCGAGGACGAGACUUGCGGACGCUGUGUCCCAACAAUCUCGUCUCUCGCGACUUGUCGAGCGGCUGGCGCAUAUAUCGACGUCUGCAACUAACUCAUCGGGUCCAAUCGUCGUUGCCACCGGUCCGUCGGUGCUUGCGCAUGCACGUGAGGUUUACCGUGUCACGGUCCGCCUCCGCGCGACUCUGUGCGAAGUCAUUGAAGCUGCGCGUGUCUUCGAAUCGCUGCUCCGCCAGCAGUCGGAUACGACGAACAAGAGCGUCCCGACGGCAUUGUCCCAGGAAAUGCAGAGCGCGCGGCGUGAGACAGAGAGAAUUGAAGGCGAGGUGAGGAAGGUUGUCGAAGGCGUCGAGAUGGGCGGCUCUGUGUUAUUGAGAGACGAACACGCUGUUAUCCAAUUGGCCCUUGCGCACCUAGCCAGUACACACGAGUCUCUCGCACGAUGGGCCGCACUGGAUACCCGGCUAGGCUAUAUCUUUGGCCCGGCCGGCCGAUGGGUCCACGAGCAAAUUGUCGCCGUUUCAACGCUAGCGCUGGCCGCAGAGGAUCCCAAUGCAGCUGAUAACACCGACGGCGUCAUUGAACUACUUCUCGUUCACGUCCAGUCGCUGUUGGAAGCUUGCCCUGAGCCGGAGCCGCCAAAGGCCGAUGACGAGACGGAGGAGAAGGAACGAUACAUCGAGACAGACUACCAUCACACGCGCAAAGUGACGCAGCUUCUCAAGCUGGACCAGACCGCGGACGCUGUCGAGCGCGUCUUCAAUGCGCUGACAGGCAGCCAAGCCCAGACCCGGCUCGCCCGCCUGGUCCCCUUCCUCCACGCGUAUCUCAACUUCGUCGCGCGCCAGAUCUCGGCACACGCGUCCUGGACGAAGACGCUGUUCAAGCUCGACUGGGUGCUCGUGUCGGUCUUGCAGACGCUCGCGACGGACGGCUUCUGCCGGCCGCCGGAGGCCGACGAGGACGGGGACGGGGACGGAGGCAAGGGCAAGGAAAUGGAGGCGGAUGGCACGGGCUUGGGAUCCGGGGCGGGGCGGGAGAACGUCAGCAAGGAGAUUGAGGACGAGAGCCAGGUUGAGGGGCUGCAGGGUGAGGACGAGCAGCAGCCCGACGACCAGCAACAGCGCGAAGACGGGGACAACGAUGCGAUCGAGAUGAACGACGAUUUUGGGGGCGCGCUCGAAGACGUGCCUUCGGAUGGGGAGGAGGACAAGGACGGCGAGGAAGACGACAAAGCCGGAGAGGAGGAAGACGGCCCAGAGGAGCAGAUGGGCGAGUUGGACGCGUCAGAUCCUGGCAAAGUCGACGAAAAGCUGUGGGGCGACGACAAGGGCCCAGAGAACAGCGGAGAGGACGACAACGUUGGAAAAGAGCUUGAUGGGGAGUCAAACGAACAGGAGGAAAGCGAAGUUGUCGCCAAGGAGGGGAAGCAGGAGUCGAAGGAGAAGGAGAAGGAGAAGAAACAGAAAGAAGAUGGGAAACAGAGCGAGCAGAAUGGCGCAGAAGAACCCCAGCCGGAUGACGAGCAACUACCCGAAGCGACCGUCGGCGAAGAUGAGCAACAAGACCCCCCGGCCGACCAACACGGCGCGCCGAUGGAUGAGCAUGUGCCGGACGGUGACAUGCUCGACAUACCGGACAAUCUGGAUUUAGGAGACGAGGACAUGGGCGGGGAGCAGGAACCAGGGGAAGAAGAGGAUGGAGAUGGAGAUGGAAUGGACGUGGAUGAGUCAGGGAUGGACAAUGUAGAACAAAACGAGGCUGAUGCUCAAGACCAGCCGAUGGAGAUGGAUAAUGACGCGCCUCUAAACCCAGAAGACACGCCGGACCCGGACGAAGACGAGGACGCCGACGCGUCGAAGAUGCAGGACCCCUCCUCUGGGCUGACAGACGAGCCAGAGCCAGAGCCAGAGCCAGAAGCCGACUCGGAUGAGCAGGUAACCGCGAAACCAGACGUCACGGCAGGGGGUGAUCCCCAGCAGCAGGAAGACGGUGAAAAUCCGCAGGACGAUAGGCCUGACACUGUUGCGGGCGACAAAUCUGCCUCCGGCGACAAGGGCGCGUCAGUCUCGAGCCGUGUUGGGCAGGACGCAGGUGACAAUGUCGAGAAAGAUGAUUCACAAGGGGAGCAAAGCGACGCCAAUGCGCCUCUUCCAGUUGACUCGCAAGCUCCAGGUCUGUCCAGUGACGGCCAGCAGGAUGGGGCGGACGAAUCCGCCGGUGCCGAGAUGCGCAAUGAGGCGGGCAAUCCGUUGCGCAGUUUGGGCGAUGCGUUGAAGGAGAUUCGGCGGCGGUUCGAUGAGAUCCUGGAGUCGUCGGAUCCCCAACAGCAGCAACAGAUGACAUCCGAAGAGUCGCCGGAGAAAGUCGAGUACCUCCGACCCGAAGAUGCCGGUGACACCGACAUGCAGGCGCUGGGCCCCGCAGGCGACGAGCAAGUUGCGAAGCUGGAUGAUUUGGCGAUGAUGGUGGAUUCAGAGCAGCCGGACCAGCAGCGUUUUGUACCGAUGGAAGUUGAUGCAAGUGAUGAUUUGCCGGCGACAAAGCGGGCCGAGGAGCUGGAGGCGCUGCACCAGCAGCCUGAACACGGGGAUGACGGCGACGACGCAAUGGCACUCGACGCUCAGGGACGCCGUGCUCCCGACUCCAACCACGAGACAACCGCCGAGGUGGACAUGCCUGACCCCACGAUCGAGCUUCUCACGCAGCACCUGGCUGGUCCCGCUGACUCUGAAUCUGCGACUCAGCUGUGGCAGUCGUACGAAUCGCUGACGCAUGACUUGGCGUAUGGGCUGUGUGAGCAGCUGCGGCUGAUCCUGGAGCCCACCCUCGCGACGCGGCUCAAGGGCGACUUCCGGACCGGCAAGCGGCUGAACAUGAAGAAAGUCGUGGCGUACAUCGCAAGCGACUGCACCAAAGAUAAGAUCUGGCUGCGACGCACCCGGCCGAGCCAGCGGGAGUACCAAGUGUUGAUCGCGCUGGACGACUCGAAGAGCAUGGCCGACUCGCGCUCGGUCCACCUCGCGUUCCAGGCGCUGGCGCUCGUGACCAAGGCUCUCUCGCGGCUGGAGGUCGGGCAGGUCGGCGUCGCCCGGUUCGGCGAGCGCGUCGAGAUGCUGCACGACUUCGGCGACGCCGCGGGCGUCUCGGGGGCGCGACUUAUGGACGCGUUCCGGUUCGACCAGAAGGCGACGGACGUGCUGGCGCUGCUGGGCACUAGUCUGGGUGUGCUCGAACGCGCGAGAGAGGCAUCGGCGAAAGACCUGUGGCAGCUCGAAAUUAUCAUCUCCGACGGAAUGUGCCAGGACCACGACAAACUGCGGACCGUCCUCAGGAGAGCCGAAGAGCAGCGAGUCAUGAUCGUCUUUGUCAUCGUCGACAGCAACUCGAUCUUGACCAUGAAUAAGGCCGAGUACAAGCCCACUGCGGAUGGCAGAAUGGAACUCCAGCUCGAGCGCUACCUCGAAUCUUUCCCGUUCGAGUAUUACGUCGUCCUGCGCGACGUCGAGGCGUUGCCGGAUGUCUUGGCUGGUACACUGAGGCAGUUUUUCGAGAGGAUCUCUGAAGAGUAGGCAUAUGUUGUAGGCAUAUGUUGUAGAUUUUGGAAGUCCUGUAUGUUGUUCAAUCAAUU